Messenger RNA from Synchiropus splendidus (mandarinfish), 4102 nucleotides. It is a transcript of the gene npy2rl, whose product is annotated as neuropeptide Y receptor Y2, like. Gene Ontology annotation, cellular component: membrane. Gene Ontology annotation, molecular function: neuropeptide Y receptor activity. Gene Ontology annotation, biological process: G protein-coupled receptor signaling pathway. The record is from RefSeq and is a predicted model, not a curated record. Lineage: Eukaryota; Metazoa; Chordata; Actinopteri; Syngnathiformes; Callionymidae. The transcript is spliced from 6 exons. The coding region runs from base 462 to 1667 and encodes 401 amino acids.
UCCAGAGCGCACAGAAGAGGAAGGAGAGAGAGAUGAAAAGGGAGCCAGAGAGAUAGUGAGAGAGGGAGCGUUGAUUUUCACGCUUCAAAUAUCAAUUCCACAAAGCCAUCUUUCCUUUCUCCUCUCGGCUAAGUCUGGCAUUAAACCCAGGCUGUGCGGUCCAGUUCAGCUUCCUGACAGUGACCGAAACGAAUCAGGACCGUCCUGAUUUGAAAUUGUAACUCCAGAUCGAGGCGGACCAGAGACGAGGAAUUAACCCGAGCCCUUGCUUUAAUUCAACUUGUGAUUCUAGACACUCUGUGAACAAGGGAAGAGGAGCGACAUUUUGCGUUUCCUGGGUCCGGACACCAGCGCGUGCAGAGCGGGCGCUGAGCUGGAGCUGCGCGUCCCGGCGCCCCGGAGAGCUGGAAAGGCUGUGAAACUGUAUGAUGGCUGUGCCAGCUGGAUCCUUAUGAUCGAACAUGGAGGCCACCAGCUUAGCGAAUGCCACAGAGGAUAACUUCAGCCUCUCGCCUUUGCCCAGUGAGGACUCCGGGAAUCUGGGUUACCGUGACUACAACAGUGCUGCGGGCCCGCCUGCUGUGCCGACACAGCAUUUUGAGGGCGUCAUUCAAGAGGAUCCUAUCAAACUUCUGAGUGUCCAGGUGGUGCUGAUUCUUGCCUACAGCACCAUCAUUGUGCUGGGUGUCCUGGGUAAUUCCCUGGUCAUCUAUGUCAUCUAUCGCUUCAAGACACUUCGCACUGUCACCAAUUUUUUCAUCGCCAACCUUGCUGUCGCCGACCUGCUGGUGAACACGCUGUGCCUUCCCUUCACUUUGGUCUACACGCUGCAGGGGGAGUGGAAAUUUGGGGGCACCCUCUGCUUCCUGCUGCCCUUCGCCCAGGGUCUCGCCGUCCACGUCUCUACCGUCACACUCAAUGUCAUCGCUCUGGAUCGUCACAGGUGCAUUGUGUACCACCUGGAGACCAGAAUGCGUAAAGAUGUUUGCUUCGGGGUGAUAGCGUUGACCUGGGUACUUAGCGCCGUGCUGGCAAGCCCUCUAGCCAUCUUCAGAGAGUACGGCUCCUUGACCCUGAAGCCGGGGCACACUAUACAGGUGUGCAUGGAGAAGUGGCCUGGUAAGAACACGGACGGUACCAUAUACAGCAUCUCCAUGCUGAUCCUCCAGUAUUUCUUGCCACUCUCCAUCAUCUCCUUUGCGUAUGCUCGCAUCUGGUCCAAAUUGCGCGCCCACGUCAGCCCCGCGGAAAAUGGUGGCAACAGCAGCGCAGGCUCUGAGCGCCACCGGCGUCGCCGUAAGACCACCAAAAUGUUGGUGACCAUGGUGGUUGUGUUCGCCGUCAGCUGGCUCCCCUUUCAUGCCUUUCAGCUGGCGACCGAUAUUGACAGUACCGUGCUUGACAUGCGUGACUUCCACCUGCUCUACACCGUCUUUCAUGUGGUCGCCAUGUGUUCCACCUUUGCCAACCCACUGCUUUAUGGCUGGAUGAACCGCAACUACCGGGCUGCCUUUGUGGCCGUGUUCAAAUGCCGCGACAAGGAGGACAGGGGUCGCAGUGGUCGGCUGGAUAGCGUCCACCCAGCAGGUGGAGCUGCAGGAAGGACAAAGAAGGUGCUGGAAACUCAGGAUGUUGUGUCCGCCAGGCUGAAUGCCACUGAUGUGUGACCACCGGACGAGGGAUGGAGGGGAAAUUCUCUCUGUUAGGUGACAGAAAACUCUCACAUGUGAACGGAAAACCAAAUUCUGGUGGGAGACAGACACCGGGGGGAGAGACAAAAUGGCAAGCGGGAGGGGAUGAGAAUAAAGACUUUUUGGGUGACUGAAAUAGAUGCAGAGGCACAGAGCUGAGAAAGAAACACUGAUGACGGGACCUCAUCAUGGACUAGGACACAUUCUCCCGACAAGGAAAUGUACACUGAAACAGAAGAAUAUUCAUUUGUGAAAAAAAAAAACAGCAACAUUUAUCCCUAAAGUUAUUGAUUUGAAAGUCAAAUCAAAUUCAACUUGGAAAUAGGGCUGAACUCCAUCAUUGUUCCACAUGUGAAGCAUUUAACCAGUGUGGCUUAAAAGAUACAGAAAUGAAACCUGCAACCUUUUGAAAUGUGAGUCAGGAAUCUGGGGAGAAAAAUCCCACUUGUGAACAAUGAAACACAUCUUGGGGGAGUUCGGGGGGAUGUAAGGAAACCGCAGAUGCAUGAUGUAAACUUGUGUAAUCCUCUUUAUGUUAUGACGAUGUACGGUGAGAUGUCAAGUUUGUGAAUCACCUGGAGAAGAGCGUGUUCAACAAGGAAACAACAAGAGAAAGCAGAAGAUCACCGACAUGACAAGAAGGGUUGCAGCUGUUCUUUCAAACCAAUUGUCUUUCGUCACAAUUCAAUGGUUUGUGACGUGGCAUGGUAUAAAGAGCCGAGCAGAAUGUUCCUGCUCCAGCUCACUCAAAAAGCUUCUGAGAACGAAGAGAAAAAAAAAAGUCACCCGAAAGUGAACAUAAUGUUCCUAAUUGGCUCGCGAUCAUUAUUUGUUUGUGGAUCUUAUUUAUUUAAUUAUUUAUUUUCGUUACAUAAGAUGAUCAAAGCGAGCUUUUCUUUUUCCAUCAGGUUCACAGAAGGCUGCAUGUAAAAUCUGUUUAUCGAGAGCGGUCUUAUCUAACUUUGAGUUCUUAGGAGCACUCGGCACGUUUGAAGAUGGCGUUUCUGCGAAACACGGUGCGUCUUGCUGCGACUCCAUCAUCCGCCCCAUCACCCUGCCGUCAGAUCACUUGUCGCAGCAAUUUCCUGAUAAUCAGUCCAUGAAAGUGGAAUAUGUAUGGAAAUUUUGUGUUGCCUUGGUAAUUUCAAUAUGUGAUGUCAUGUGUCAGCGAACGGCUCCAUCGCAUCUCCUGCCUCUUUACUCAAAAACAUUUGAAAUCGAGCAAAGUGGCAGUAAAUCGAUGCUCAUUCCCAGCUGUGUCCGCUGCUUCCUCUCCGUCAGCGCAGCCAUCUGACGACUCUUUCAUCACUUCAGAAGCAUUGGAUGUAUCUGAAAUGAAGCGUCACUCCGAAUCGAAUCUUUUGGAUUUCUUUUUUUUUAACAAUAAUUAAAUUCUCUUUGACAUAUUGGAGUGGUGAUCGCUGCUGCUUCUUUAACCAUGAAUGUAAACCACUUUGUACUGUGGUCGUCCUGUUGUACGUUGUAUAUUUGUGUGUAAAUACUGACCGUAUCAAAGCACAAAGUGUUCGCCUUUUACCGUGUUGAACAACCAAUGUACUAUUCUCAAGCACAGCUCCGACUCUUGCCUUUUUAUUUCGUUGUUCAAUUGUCUGACGCUGCAUUCGUGGCUUGUCCUUCCAUGAAACACAAUGAGGGCCAUUGCUAUCAGUAUUCUAGAGCAAGUCAAGCAUAAAGAGUGUCAUGAAUGCGAUAUGAGGUCAUCACUCGUGUCACCAAAUGGAAGAAAAAAUGAGAAGAAACACUCUUCUACUUUUGCUUUGCUGUGUUACAUUGCAUAGUAGUAGAAUAUGUGGCUACCAUUUAAACAGAGAGCGUCAUAGGUGCUUCAUUAUUAUGGACAUACAGACCUACAGACCGAAUGCUACAGACAGAAUCAAUGACUGAUAACACAUAGGAAAUUUGCGUCAUCUCCUUCCAGAUAGUGCUAAAUCAUCUGUGACCACCUGGAUUUGCUGUUCUUGCUUUCACAAGCAGAAUUCUAUGCUGGGCUCCUGGACCUGAUAUGGCUGGGUUUCAGCUCUUUUCGCUCAGUGGAAAACAGAUACUCAAAUCAAGUAGUGAAAUGGUCAACAGCUCAUGGAGAAGUUCUGCACUUUGAACAUGAGUCAAGAGUUAAUCGACUUGCAUCACUCAUCCACACAUCAGCCAAAAGGAAAAGCUCCCAUGUUCUCCGAAUGCCACUCUGGAUUGUAAUGGAAAGAUAGAUUAGAGCUGAAACUGUCUGCAGGGUACUGGAAGGAGAACUAGCUAUGUGUUGGAGAGACCCCUAUUUAGAUCAGACAUGAUCUGUGGUUUUCAUAGUAACCUCAUCCGCCUCAUCAGACAGACUUGAGUGCGGCUUAUAAACCUUAAUCUGGAUUCAUUUAACUUUCUGUCAUAAUCUGCACUUU